Lytechinus pictus (painted urchin) is the source of this 7343-nucleotide messenger RNA. RefSeq names its product zinc finger protein 91-like. The record is from RefSeq and is a predicted model, not a curated record. The transcript is spliced from 5 exons. Gene Ontology annotation, biological process: regulation of DNA-templated transcription. NCBI's taxonomy places the organism in Eukaryota, Metazoa, Echinodermata, Echinoidea, Temnopleuroida, Toxopneustidae. The coding region runs from base 58 to 3843 and encodes 1261 amino acids.
GAUACAGCAAAGGUUUUGUGCUUCUAGUCUGAAUUAUAUCACCAUGUCCUGUUAGAGAUGGAUCAACAAUUAGAUGUCCAGGUUUACUUCACAGUUGAGGAAUGGGCAAAGAUCAGCUAUUAUGAGAAGAUUUGUAUCAAGAACAUCAAAGAAAACUAUGAGAUGAUGCUAAAAGUUGGAUUGGACGUCAGUCCACCAAUGUUCAUGCGACGACAUCAGAAAGAAAUUAAGAAAGAGAUCGUAGAGGAUAAUGAUGGCAAGAAUGGGGACAAGAAAUCACAAGGAUCUGCCGAUGUUUAUAACUAUCAGGGAAUUCUUAAACCAGGUCAUAUAGAGAAGAAUGAGAUUCCUGAGGAGAAUACUUACACGAUAAAAGUAGAGACUGAGUAUGAUGAUGAUGGCACUCCACUGGAUGAGGCUAAUUACACUGCAGGAGAACAAAUCAAUGAUCUCAUCGAAUGGAGUAACUAUGAUGAAGCUACCCAGACACAAACCAAGCCAACAUCAACAGGUGAUCAGGGGAAUCAGUCAGGUGAUCUCAGCAGUCAGUCAUGUGAUCAGAAGACAGAAGGCAUUUGUACGAGAAGUAAAAGACAAGCUGGUGGAAAGGUUAAAUCUUUCCCAGAACCAGAUUCUGGAAUCUAUAGAUGCGAGUACUGUGAAUCACCCUUUGCUAUUCCUCUCAUCUUAGCAAGGCAUCUCAAUUAUAAACAUGGAGUAGAAGGUAUAUUCCUGCCUUCAUUUGCAUCAAAGAAAGAUAUUCUACAGUUUUUCAAAGGAGACAUACAAGGUCCGACCUGCAACACAAAUAAAUAUUUACCUCAUAGUAAAGAAAUUACAGAAUCAGAAAGAAACAGAGAAAAUAUGAGAGAGGAAUCAUGCGGUAAGAUAGAUAAGUGCCAUGCACACGAGAAAAGUGAUAAGGCAUUUGUUUGCAAACAAAGUUUUACAGCACAUAAACGUAUCCACACUGGUGAGAAACCCUAUGCAUGUGAUCAAUGUAGUAAAGUUUUUCGUUGUAAACAGGAUCUCAAAAGACAUAGAAAAAUGCAUACAGGUGAAAAGCCCUAUGCGUGUGAUCAGUGUGGUAAGGCAUUUAAUGAAUAUAGUGAUCUAAAAAAACAUAAACUAGUCCACACAGGUGAAAAACACUACGUGUGUGAUCAGUGUGGCAAGGCCUUUAGUCGAAAUCAAGUUCUUAAAAGACAUAAACUAAUCCAUACAGGUGAAAAGCCGUAUGCUUGUGAUCAAUGUGGUAAGGGCUUUAUUAGAAAAGAAAGACUUACAGCACAUAUACUUACCCACACAGGUGAGUUACCUUUUGUAUGUGAUACUUGUGGUAAAGCAUUUCAUAGCGGUGAUGGUUUAAGAAGCCAUAAACGGAUCCAUACAGGUGAAAAGCCGUAUGUAUGUGAUCUAUGUAGUAAAGCUUUUUGUUGGAAACGGGAUCUCAGAACACAUAAACGAAUCCAUACAGGUGAAAAACCCUUUGUAUGUGAUCAUUGUAAUAAGGCAUUUAGAUAUUUAGGUAGUUUCAGAACACAUAAACAGAUUCAUACAGGUGAAAAGCCGUAUGCUUGUGAUCAAUGUGGUAAGGGCUUUACUCGAAAAGAAAGACUUACAGCACAUAUACUUACCCACACAGGUGAGUUACCUUUUGUAUGUGAUACUUGUGGUAAAGCAUUUCAUAGCGGUGAUGGUUUAAGAAGCCAUAAACAGAUCCAUACAGGUGAAAAGCCGUAUGUAUGUGAUCUAUGUAGUAAAGCUUUUUGUUGGAAACGGGAUCUCAAAAGACAUAAACAAAUCCAUACAGGCGAGAAGCCGUAUGUAUGUGAUCAGUGUGGUAAAGCAUUUAUUCUGGAACAAACUCUCAAAAAACAUAAACUAGUCCACACAGGUGAAAAACCCUACGAGUGUGAUCAAUGUGGCAAGAUCUUUAGUCAAAAUCAAGUUCUCAAAAGACAUAAACUACUCCAUACAGGUGAAAAGCCGUAUGCUUGUGAUCAAUGUGGUAAGGGCUUUAUUCGAAAAGAAAGUCUUACAACACAUAUACGUACCCACACAGGUGAGUUACCUUUUGUAUGUGAUACUUGUGGUAAAGCAUUUCAUAGCAGUGCUGGUUUAAUAAGCCACAAACGGAUCCAUACAGGUGAAAAGCCAUAUGUAUGUGAUCAAUGUAGUAAAGCUUUUCAUUGGAAACGGGAUCUCAAAAGACAUACAAAAAUUCAUACAGACGAGAAGCUGUAUGUACGUGAUCAGUGUGAUAAAGCCUUUGUCCAUGAAUAUAGCCUUACAACACAUAAACUAAUCCACACUGGUGAGAGACCUUUUGUAUGUGAUCAGUGUGGCAAGGCCUUUAAUCAACAUCAAGCUCUCAAAAGACAUAAAUUAAUCCAUACAGGUGAAAAGCCGUAUGCUUGUGAUCAAUGUGGUAAGGGCUUUAUUCGAAAAGAAAGACUUACAGCACAUAUACUUACCCACACAGGUGAGUUACCUUUUGUAUGUGAUACUUGUGGUAAAGCAUUUCAUAGCGGUGAUGGUUUAAGAAGCCAUAAACGGAUCCAUACAGGUGAAAAGCCGUAUGCGUGUGAUCAAUGUAGUAAAGCUUUUUGUUGGAAACGGGAUCUAAAAAGACAUCAAAAAAUCCACACAGGCGAAAAGCCGUAUGUAUGUGAUCAGUGCGGUAAAUCGUUUAUUCUGGAACAAACUCUCAGAACACAUAAGCGAAUCCACACAGGCGAGAAGCCGUAUGUAUGUGAUCAGUGUGGUAAAGCAUUUAUUCUGGAACAUACUUUCAGAACACAUAAGCGAAUCCACACUGGUGAGAAACCUUUUGUAUGUGAUCAGUGUGGCAAGGCCUUUAAUCAACAUCAAGCUCUCAAAAGACAUAAACUAAUCCAUACAGGUGAAAAGCCGUAUGCUUGUGAUCAAUGUGGUAAGGGCUUUAUUCGAAAAGAAAGUCUUACAACACAUAUACUUACCCACACAGGUGAGUUACCUUUUGUAUGUGAUACUUGUGGUAAAGCAUUUCAUAGCAGUGCUGGUUUAAUAAGCCACAAACGGAUCCAUACAGGUGAAAAGCCGUAUGCGUGUGAUCAAUGUAGUAAAGCUUUUUGUUGGAAACGGGAUCUCAAAAGACAUAAACAAAUCCAUACAGGCGAGAAGCCGUAUGUAUGUGAUCAGUGCGGUAAAGCAUUUAUUCUGGAACAAACUCUCAGAACACAUAAACUAGUCCACACAGAUGAAAAACGCUACGAGUGUGAUCAAUGUGGCAAGAUCUUUAGUCAAAAUCAUGUUCUUAAAAGACAUAAACUAAUCCAUACUGGUGAAAAGCCGUAUGCUUGUGGUCAGUGUGGUAAGGGCUUUAUUCGAAAAGAAAGUCUUACAACACAUAUACUUACCCACACAGGUGAGUUACCUUUUGUAUGUGAUCAAUGUGAUAAGGCCUUUGUUUGCAAACAAAGUUUUACAGCACAUAAAUUUAUCCACACUGGUGAGAAAUCCUAUGCAUGUGAUCAAUGUAGUAAAGCUUUUUGUUGGAAACGGGAUCUCAAAAGACAUAAAAAAAUCCACACAGGCGAGAAGCCGUAUGUAUGUGAUCAGUGUGGUAAAGCAUUUAUUCUGGAACAAACUUUCAGAACACAUAAGCGAAUCCACACUGGUGAGAAACCUUUUGUAUGUGAUCAAUGUGGCAAGGCCUUCAAUCAAAGUCAAGUUCUCAAAAGACAUAAACUAAUCCAUACCGGUGAAAAGCCGUAUGCUUGUGAUCAAUGUGGUAAGGGCUUUAUCCGUAAAGAAAGUCUUAAAACACAUAAACUUAUGCACUCUGGUGAGAAAUCAUAAGCAUGUGAUCAGUGAAGUAAAGCUUUUUGUAAAAGGGUUCUUAGAAGAUAAGAGCCAAACAAAGAAAUCACAAAAACAUGGCCAAGUGCAAGUCUUUAUCCAUUUGCAUUUUGAAGGAAAACAAAUCCCAAGAAGAGAAUCAAUCUUAUUGGAAAGAGUAAAAUGAAAGGAACAAUUUGAAACAAUUUUUAUUAAAAUCAGUUAUGAAAUAAGCAAGUUGUGGACGUAUAUUAGAGCUUGUUAUACUUUCUAUGGUUGUCCUCUAAUUGGCAUACAUGCUUCAAAAUGGCUGAUUUUGUUGACAACUCUCCAUUUGUUUUUGUACGUGCAAAUUUUCAGAUUUUCCCCUUUAUUUUACAUAUUUCACAUUAUCUCCUCUUGACCUUGACAUAUGUGGUGUGAAUUAUAUUUUCCCAUGAUGACAUAUUGUGCUCAGAAGGAGGCAAGAAGAAUAAUGAAAAUCUGAAAAUUUGUGUACAAAACAAAUGGAGAGUUGUCCAUGAAAUUAGCAUUUUUGAAGUACGUUUGCCAAUUUGAGGAUCCCCGUAGAAAGUACAACAAGAGUUUUCAAACUUCCAUAAUUCGCUUAUUCUAAAACAAGUUUAAAAUUGCUCCUCUCAUUUUAUUGUCUCGCCCACCAGAGGUGAAGGCGAGACUUAAGGAUCCAAAUGUCGUCCGUUGGUCGUCCGUCUGUCACAAACCUAAUGACACAUGUAAAGUGUAAAGAUGAGAAAACCUAUGUCUUUGACAAGUGUGAAGAUGAGAAAACCUAUGUAUUUGGUAAAUGUGAAGAUGAGAUAACCUAUGUAUUUGAUAAGUGUGAAGAUGAGAUAACCUAUGUAUUUGAUAGGUGUGAAGAUGAGAAAACCUAUGUAUUUGAUAGGUGUGAAGAUGAGAAAACCUAUGUAUUUGGUAAAUGUGAAGAUGAGAAAACCUAUGUAUUUGAUAGGUGUGAAGAUGAGAAAACCUAUGUAUUUGAUAGGUGUGAAGAUGAGAAAACCUAUGUAUUUGACAAGUGUGAAGAUGAGAUAACCUAUGUAUUUGAUAGGUGUGAAGAUGAGAUAACCUAUGUAUUUGAUAGGUGUGAAGAUGAGAAAACCUAUGUAUUUGAUAGGUGUGAAGAUGAGAAAACCUAUGUAUUUGAUAAGUGUGAAGAUGAGAAAACCUAUGUAUUUGAUAGGUGUGAAGAUGAGAAAACCUAUGUAUUUGACAAGUGUGAAGAUGAGAAAACCUAUGUAUUUGAUAGGUGUGAAGAUGAGAUAACCUAUGUAUUUGAUAGGUGUGAAGAUGAGAAAACCUAUGUAUUUGGUAAAUGUGAAGAUGAGAAAACCUAUGUAUUUGAUAAGUGUGAAGAUGAGAAAACCUAUGUAUUUGAUUGGUGUGAAGAUGAGAAAACCUAUGUAUUUGAUAGGUGUGAAGAUGAGAAAACCUAUGUAUUUGAUAAGUGUGAAGAUGAGAAAACCUAUGUAUUUGAUAGGUGUGAAGAUGAGAAAACCUAUGUAUUUGAUAGGUGUGAAGAUGAGAAAACCUAUGUCUUUGAUAAGUGUGAAGAUGAGAAAACCUAUGUAUUUGAUAAGUGUGAAGAUGAGAAAACCUAUGUCUUUGAUAGGUGUGAAGAUGAGAAAACCUAUGUAUUUGAUAAGUGUGAUAUUAAGGUAGUAGUGAGAACAUAUUUUCACAAUAGAAGGAAAUUUAUACAGAUGACAAAUCCAGUGGCCCGUAUUCUGAUGGUUUGAUUUAAACUCAGGUUUAAAGUUGUGGUUUUACUAUGGAUAGCCAAUAGUGGCAUAAAUCUCUAUCAGUAUAGUUUCAAUGUAUCUGCUCAUUAUCCUCUCAAACCAUUCCUGCUUCAGAAUGAUAAAUAAAGUAGCUUUCUUCACCAUUCAUGAGUUAGGAAAGAACAUAGUACAAAUAAGAAACACACAAUGUAUGACAAAAAUUUGAUAGAUUUGGCCUUCCAUAAUUUUAGCACAGAGUGCGAUUUAUUAAUCGAGACCAUGUUUUUCAUACAGCUGAAUAGUAUUACAUUUAUGUUCAUUGUAAUAAAAGACACUGAAAGGUCAAGUCCACCCCAGCAAACUGUUGAUAUGAAUUAAUGGAGAAAAAUCAAACUAGCAUAAUGCUGAAAGUUUCAUCAAAAUAGGAUUUAAGAUAAGAAAGUUAUGACAUUUUAGAGUUUCGAUUAUUUUUCACAAAACAGUGAUAUGCACAACUCAGUGACAGGAAAAUGAGACAGUUGAUGCUGUUACCAUUUCUUUUGUUUUUUAUCGUUUGAAUUAUACAAUAUUUCAUUUUUUACAGUUUUGACAAUAAGGACCAACUUGACUGAAACAUGUAGUAUUAAACAAUGCUAAUUCCACAUGUUCAGGGAGGAAAUAAUUGUUGUUUCACUUGACAAUGAGGAGAACUUUAGAAUAUUUCAUAUUUUCGUAUAAUAUAAUAUUUACAAAAGAAAUAGUGAGUGGGUGACAUCAUCAGUCUCCUCAUUUGCAUACCGACGAGGAUGUGCAUAUAAUGUUCUGUGAAAUCAAGUGAAACUUCAAGUGAAACUUUAAAAUUUCAUGAUUUUUUUAUUGUACAUCCAGUUUUGAUCAUAUUCUCAGUGUUUUUUCUCUUUUUAUUUAAAUCAACAUUUUUGUUGGGGUGGAUUUGUCCUUUAAUAGAAGUGAGAUUCUGAGAUUGGUAUACAGAUCCUUGUCCCAAAAGUUUGUUAUUCCAACUCAUGGUUCAUUUAUAGUCUGAUUGUUUGUUUAAAAACAAAAUUAUGUUUGUUUUUUUGAAGGUUCAAUUGUCAGAAAAAGUAGAGCUUACUUAUUAUGAAGGUGCAGUUGUUUGGAAAUGAAGUAAGUUUUUUAUGGGGGAGGGGGGUGGGGUGCUGUUCAUUUAUUCAUUUUUGUACGAAUGAACCUAAUUUCUAGACAAUCAAACCUUCAGAAAAGUUCAAGUUAACAUUGAAAUCUUAAAACUCUUAAAUGUCAUGAAACUAGGGCAUAAUGGUAAUCACUGAUCAUCUUGUAUUAGUUUCAGGUCACAUGAACAAGGUUAAUUAAGGUCAUUCACUCUGGCCGUGUUGGCAUUGUCAAGAUUGAAAUCUGAAUCUUGAGCAACGUUAAGGUUUGAAAUGUCAUAACCUUAGAAGUAUGUGGACUGACGUAGUUUAUGAUACUUGGAUAUUUUAUGAAUGUUCACUGUAAAAAUGCAUCUUGAUCUUAUCCAUACAUGUAUGAGCACAGUAUGAUACCCUUUGAUGAAUGAAUCUACUGCACAGUCAUAUCUAAAUUUUUCCUUCUAUUAUCCAUUGUUCUGUGAACAAUACCCAUGUUAUAAAUAUUGUGGUCAUUUUGACUUGUUUAAUGCAUCAUUCACAUCUCUUCAUCUCUCUUGACAACGGGUUUUAUAAAUUGUUUAAAAUGUUUCAUUUUUGUACUAUCAAAUGUAAUGUAAUGACUGUUUAUUAUUUUUUAUGUCGGAAAUGAACAAGUACGAUUUUAAAAUUUGAA